Messenger RNA from Triticum aestivum (bread wheat), 1056 nucleotides. RefSeq lists its product as uncharacterized. The record is from RefSeq and is a predicted model, not a curated record. The transcript has 4 exons. The coding region runs from base 1 to 744 and encodes 247 amino acids. NCBI's taxonomy places the organism in Eukaryota, Viridiplantae, Streptophyta, Magnoliopsida, Poales, Poaceae.
AUGGCGGCUCUACUAACGAGGAGCAUCGCCGUCUUGGGGUUGGUGCUCUGCGCCACCACCGUCGCUGAAUCAUGUAAGUACAACACACGCCAGAGCUUUCAGAGUCAACAUUCCCGUGAUGUUUCACGACAUGUGGUUCCGUCGCAGCAUUGCGAGGUCCUCUUUCCAGGAGAAGGCCGCGUCGCCUUCCACCGCUCCGUCGAAGCCGCCGGUGCCGGCGCCCACGUCACGGUCAGCAGUCCCGCCCGUUCUGCCGACGCCUGCCAUGCCCUUGCCGCCCACUACGGCUCCGUCGUCCAACGCGCCCAUGCCGACGCGCACCCUUCCGUCGAAUGCGCCCGCUCUGGCGCCUAUGAUGGCCGUGCCCCCCGUGCAUGCGCCCUCCGGCGGUCCUGCAGCGGCGCCCUCUUCUGUCAGCUCCGGGCCAGCGCCCGUGCCGGCGUCGUCUCCCAUGGCCGCUGCUCGGGUUCUGCUCGUGCCGCCGACCGCAGCGCCGGCUCUUGCUCCGUGGAUGCCCGCUUCCGCACCGAGAUCCAGCGCGCCAUCGCCGAUGCCCACGCUUCCCACUACGCCAGCUCCCGUUUCGCAACCACCUGCAUCGGCACAACCCAAACCUGGUCCAGUGCUCCCGUUGCCGCCGACCCCAGCGCCCGCCGCCAUGCUGCCCGCUGCCAUCAGCUCUCCGUCUCCUGCGUCAACGCCGGCGACCUCCCCGACCGCCCCGCCGGCUGCUUCUGCCGCUAAUUCCGUCGCUCCCAUGGGAGCCAUGGUCGUUGGCGCGGCGCUUGCCGUUGCAGCGCUAUUUUAGGCCCCUCCGUUUUCAAGUUAGCUUAGCGGACUGGCUUUGUAGUUAGCCUUCUGUUAUAGCCAAGCGGAUUCAGUUUGUAGUUAGCCUUAUCACGGGAUACCAACUGAAGUACUAUUAGGUACCUUUUGUUAGGAUCGAUCCACUCUAGAAAUUUUUACUCCGGUUGUACUCUGCUACGUACGUGUGUUAGCCUCGGCUCUAUCUAUCUAUAGAAGAAAAGUGAACCCCCCGUUCACAAUCAUUCGUUA